Messenger RNA from Helicoverpa zea (corn earworm), 1539 nucleotides. RefSeq names its product cyclin-L1 (gene Ccnl1). Gene Ontology annotation, cellular component: nucleus. Lineage: Eukaryota; Metazoa; Arthropoda; Insecta; Lepidoptera; Noctuidae. Gene Ontology annotation, biological process: regulation of transcription by RNA polymerase II. The record is from RefSeq and is a predicted model, not a curated record. The coding region runs from base 228 to 1496 and encodes 422 amino acids. Gene Ontology annotation, molecular function: cyclin-dependent protein serine/threonine kinase regulator activity. The transcript has a single exon.
UGACAUAUGUUCAGUUUUGGUGGCGCCAUCUUGCUUUCGCUUGUGACUGUCAAAUAAUAGCGUGUUUUCACGGCGUUUUUCUGCCGUAAAAUUCUUAUUUAACUACGUAUCAUCAAAUAAACAGUGUAUAAAUGUGAUAUAAUGUACUAAAAAUGUGAUUUGCGGAACUAUUUCAAGAAGUUUUACGCUAAAACUCUUCUACAAGUGAAAGGAACUGAAUUGCGAAAAUGACGGCUACAACAGUGCAAAACCAGGCCAAAACCGCUACAGCGGCGCCUGCGAAGGCCCAGAAAACUUAUGGGAAGAUUAUUUUGACGCUAUACAACUGCCUUUUACCGGAAAAUGUAUUCAAGGAAACGCCCUCACAGACCGAUGGCCUUGACAUCGAAACUGAGACAGACCUCCGUAUACUGGGUUGUGAAAUGAUACAAACUGCCGGGAUCUUGCUCAAACUGCCCCAAGUAGCAAUGGCAACCGGACAAAUCUACCUCCAGCGGUUCUACUACUCAAAAUCAUUUGUUAGAUAUCCUAUGGAAACUAUGGCUAUGGGCAGCAUUUACUUAGCAUCUAAAGUUGAAGAGAAACCUUGUAGGAUAAGAGAUGUCAUCAAUGUUUUCCAUCAUAUAAAGCAAGUGAGGGCACAGAAAAACAUUUCUCCACUCAUUGUUGACCAAAAUUACAUAGAAUUGAAAAAUCAAGUCAUUAAGGCUGAGCGUAGGAUUCUUAAGGAGUUGGGAUUCUGUGUACAUGUGAAGCACCCACACAAGCUCAUUGUUGUGUACCUGCAGCUGCUGCAGUAUGAGAAGAACCGUCAGCUAAUGCAGAUGGCAUGGAACUACAUGAAUGAUGCACUACGGACUGACGUCUUCAUGCGGUUCCCACCAGAGACAAUAGCUUGUGCUUGCAUAUACUUGACAGCACGCAAGAUUGGCCUUCCUCUGCCGAAUAAUCCACACUGGUUUCUGUUAUUCAAUGUACCAGAAGAAGAUAUUAGAGAAGUCUCCAUUCGCAUUCUGCAGCUCUACAAGAGAGCUAAAGUCAACCCAGAAGAAUUAGAAUGUAAAGUAGACAUGUUACGUAAAGUUUACCAGGCUAACAAGCAUAUCCAAGCACAAAAAGAUAGAGAGAAUUCUAAAACUGAAGAAAAGAAGGUAGAAUCACCUACUGCGUCAACAUCUAAAGAGAGUAACAGAAGGGAUUCUAAAAAGGACAAGUCACCGAAAACUCCACCUUUGUCUUCUAAGUAUCAUAGCAGCCAUAAAUCAAAGAAGGAUCGGGAGGGACGUAGAUCCCGAUCCCCAUAUGAACGUAAGAGGGAAUACUCAAGUAGUAGCAGCAAAAGACACAAGUCUCGUUCAAGGGACAGGGAAUUGGACCGCUCCCGUGAACGGAGUAGGAUGGAUGACAAGCGAGGCCGUGGGAUGUCACGCAAAUACGAUGACUAUGACCGUUCUAAAUCUGGCAGGGAUAAUAGAGAUGAUAAGAGAAAACAUUAGACUGUAUACUAACUUUAAAGUUUGUAAUAAAUACUUAAUUGAA